Lotus japonicus is the source of this 1049-nucleotide messenger RNA. RefSeq lists its product as uncharacterized. The transcript is spliced from 5 exons. The record is from RefSeq and is a predicted model, not a curated record. Bases 156 to 653 code for a protein of 165 amino acids. Gene Ontology annotation, cellular component: chloroplast inner membrane; chloroplast thylakoid membrane. NCBI's taxonomy places the organism in Eukaryota, Viridiplantae, Streptophyta, Magnoliopsida, Fabales, Fabaceae.
ACCAAGAAUAUUGAAGAUAACGCCGAUAACACCGUAGCAACCUGGCGGUGUGGUAGCUCCUAAGCAAAAACACACUCACUCACUCAUCGAUCUCGCUAGUAAUUCAAUUCACACUCAGAAACUGAUCCAUUUCUCUUCUCCCACUCCGACUGACUAUGGCUGCUGCUGUUUCCUCUUCUUUCGUCCUCACCAAAUCCGUGUCAUCCAUAAAUAAGGUGGAUCACUCACGAGUGAUGAUCAAACCGUCCGGCUUGUCACAAAAUCUAAAUUGUCAAGGGAGAACUCAACUAUCUUUGACUAGAAGGCCUCUAACAGUUCAAGCUACAUAUAGUGAUGGUGGAAGGCCCAGCGGUGCUAGCGUCUUUGUUGGUGGCUUCGUCUUGGGAGGAUUAAUAGUUGGCACCCUUGGUGCUGUGUAUGCACCUCAGAUCAGCAAGGCUUUAGCUGGAGCUGACAAGAAGGAGUUAAUGAGAAAACUGCCAAAGUUUAUAUAUGAUGAAGAAAAGGCUUUAGAGAAAACACGGAAAGUACUGGCUGAGAAGAUUGAACAAUUGAAUGCUGCCAUAGAUGAAGUUUCCUCUCAGCUUCGGUCAGAGGAUGAGGGUCCUAAUGGAGUAGCUGUGAACUCUGAUGAACUAGAAGCUGCCGCAUGAGACUGUUGUUGUGAUGUCAUGGUACAAUUGGACAUUACGCACUUCACUGGAAAUCUCAAUGGUACAAAAUGUGCUUAGAAUUUGUUGUAAUAUCUUUCCAUUUCUUCUAAGUAAUAAUCAAAGCGGUUCUUUCUAUGACAGCGUAUAUUGGGUAAAUAGUUGUUUUGUUGUUGUAGCUGGUUUCCCGUGAUCAGUCAGUAAUUGACUUUUAGCGAAUGACUGCAAUGCUGGGGCACGAUACAGAAAUUCUCACAGUUAACUGUUUCUCGUUUUGUAUUGUUUAAAUAAUCUGUGAUUGAUGGUUGCUCUAGAUUGUGAACAAUUUCUCUUUGGAUUCUCUACUAGGAUGUUGUCACUUUUGCCGCAAACAUGAAAUGGAUGAUAGCUGUGGAUCCA